Molecule: messenger RNA, 973 nt
Organism: Coffea eugenioides
Lineage: Eukaryota; Viridiplantae; Streptophyta; Magnoliopsida; Gentianales; Rubiaceae
Product: vesicle transport protein SFT2B
Exons: 6
Coding region: 162-683 (173 amino acids)
Biological process (GO): vesicle-mediated transport
Cellular component (GO): membrane
Source: RefSeq, a predicted model, not a curated record
AAAAAAAUAGAAAAUAAUGUAAACAAACCCAUUAAGAAAAACUGAAUCUUAAAGCAAGCUCUUCGUCUCGUGAUAGACAAACUCCAUCAUCAUACUUAGGCCCCCUACCUUCGACGAAAAAACUUUCUGAAAAGUGGUUUUUUGGGUGAGAUAGAAAAACAAUGGAGAAAAUGAAUGUGGCGUUCGAGAAGAUGAAAAUCCUAGUGGGGAUGGAAGUUGAUGAGGAAUCUUCACCAGAUGCUGAAGAUUCAUCUUUUUUGGAAGAUUUCAAUCGUAAUUGUACUUUGUCCACUAAACAGAGGCUUUAUGGUUUUGUCAUAUGCUUGGCUGCUGGAAUCACUUGUACACUCUUGUCCAUGCUUGUUUUCUUCAAUCCGAUCAAAUUUGGACUAACAUUCUCCUUCGGCAAUCUGCUUGCUCUAGGAAGCACAGCUUUUCUUAUAGGACCCAAACGGCAACUAACCAUGAUGCUUGAUCCUGUCCGCAUUUAUGCGACAGCUAUAUAUCUUGCCAGCAUUAUAGUCUCUCUAUUUUGUGCAUUAUAUGUGCGGAACAAGCUGUUGACAUUUUUGGCAAUUUCGCUCGAGUUUGGUGCACUUGUUUGGUACAGCUUGAGUUAUAUCCCUUUUGCAAGAUCGAUGGUUUCGAAAGUUAUGGUGGCUUGCUUUGACACAGAAUUUUAGUGAUAGAUAUUUUGGUGGCCAUUCUUUGUGUCCCUGCAAAACCUCUUUCUACCUCUUACCCUUGUACUGAUGAGAACAAGAAUUUAAAUCUCAGUGCAUCCUUUGGCAGUUCUAGAGCAAUGGAAAGACACAGACGUGUAUAUAUUUUUGAGGUGAUGCUAUUGGGGAAUGUACCUAUGUUCUGUUCAUAAGACUGCUUUUGAGUUUCCAGGUGAUCUUUAUUGUGAUAAAUUGGAUAUUGAGGAAGUUAUAUAUCUACUACAUUAUUGGUCCAACAAUCCGUUCGUGCA